AUGAGCCAGGCCGCAGACUCGACUCGCAUCGUGGUGGUGGGGAAGACCGGAGUGGGCAAGAGCAGCACGGCCAACACCGUCCUCGGGAAGAAAGUGUUCCGUGUGUUUGCAUCCCCCAAGUCUGGGACUGCGCAGUGUGAGGCCCAUGUCCAGGAGGUGCUGGGGCGGCAGGUGAAGUGGAUCGACACCCCCGGCCUGUUCGACACAGACCGUCCUGAGAAGGAGAUGAAGCAGGAGAUACUGAAGUGCAUCACUGAGUGCCACCCGGGGCCCCACGUGUUCCUCAUCCUGCUGCCUGUGGGUCGAUACACGGCCCACGAGGAGCAGAUGGUGAACAUGCUCAGGACCUACUUCUCUCAGAACAUGCUGCGCUUCUCCAUCCUGCUCUUCACCCACGGAGACGACCUGGACGACGGGCAGAGCAUCCAGGAGUUUGUGUCCGAGAGCCCGAGUCUGAAGGUUGGUUGGUUGGUGGUUGGUUGGUUGGUUGGAUGGUUGGGUGGUUGGUUGGUUGGUUGUUGGUUGGUUGGUUGA
Molecule: messenger RNA, 534 nt
Organism: Knipowitschia caucasica
Lineage: Eukaryota; Metazoa; Chordata; Actinopteri; Gobiiformes; Gobiidae
Source: the annotation of a GenBank genome assembly